Aplosporella prunicola CBS 121167 is the source of this 1518-nucleotide messenger RNA. RefSeq lists its product as uncharacterized. The transcript has 2 exons. The record is from RefSeq and is a predicted model, not a curated record. NCBI's taxonomy places the organism in Eukaryota, Fungi, Ascomycota, Dothideomycetes, Botryosphaeriales, Aplosporellaceae. Bases 1 to 1518 code for a protein of 505 amino acids.
AUGGCGAAGCGAGGGCUGGCAAGGCAGAAGUACGCCAAGUGGCAGCAAGAGCGAUUCGAGCCGGACGGCGGCGAAGCCAGUACGGCGGGUGACCGCGUCCAGGUCGAUUCGAAGGGUGCCCGUGUGCACAUAGGCGAAUGGGACGACAACCCCGAGGCGAGCAGCGGGUCAGAGAGCCGCAUCACGCGCGCCAAGUCCAAGGUCGAGCACGGGAGACGGCGCGUCAGAGGGCUGCUGAACUCGCGGAAAGCCAUCAAACAGGCCAAGGACGAAGACGCGGUCGUCGACGUGCUUUACGAGAACCAGCGCGGCUCGUUCUUCUUCGGCAUCCCGCUCUUCUCGUCCAAGUCGCUGCUCAACUUCGACCCGGCGCCCUGGGAGAAUGGCAAGCACAAGCCGAGCCCCGUCAAUAUCACAAACGCGUCGGUGCCGGACCCAAGUUGGGAAUGGGCGUGGCAGUCAUGGUACGUCGACAUGUCGUACGAUGUCGAUGAAGAGGGCUGGGAAUACUCUUUCUCGUUCCAGCGCAGCGUGGCCUGGCACGGCACACACCCCUGGUUCCAUUCCUUCGUGCGGCGGCGGCGGUGGCUGCGCAAGCGCGUCCGCAAGCAUAGCAUCUACGGCACGGAGGGACAGAAUCUGGAUCCGAAGCGCAUGAGCGAUGCACACAUGCUCAAUGGCGACUACUUCACCAUCCACGCGCCGAAGACCAAGAGCCGGAGCAGCAGCCAGACCCGCGGAUGGCCUAGCGCACGCUUCCAGCUACACGAAGAGGGCGAGGAGAUUGAGGAAGACAUUCCCAACGUGCCCACGCUCAUGGCCCACCUCAAGAAAGCAACUGUCGACCGGGAGAAGAUAGUCGCGGUGCGACGCUUCCUCGACCAAGGCGGCGACGAGAUCUUCUAUCUCGCCGAGCAGAUGCCCGCCAUAAUGUCGCUCCUCGUCUUCCAAAACUCGCGACGCAACCUACUCUCGCUGCUGCUCCAGCGCUUCGACCGCGCCUCGCAAGCCGCAGCAGCGGCCUCGUCCGAGAACCAGCAGCAGCACGAGGACCACCACGACCACCUGCUGCAAGCGCUGCGCGCUGCCGACGCCGAGUGCCGCAAGCUCGAGUACUGGAGCGACAUCCGCGACAUGGCGGUGCGGGGCGAGACGGCGAGCGGCGCCGACUCGGACGCGGGCUGGGGCCCGCCCGCGUGGCGCGGCGUCGAUGACAGCGGGCCUGGCGGGGCGGUCAAGGGCGCGGUGCAAGAGUUUAAGGAGGACGCGCCUGCGAGGGAAGGGGGAGAAGGAGGGGGCGAGGGCGAGGGCGAGGGAGAGGGAGAGGGCGAAGGGGAACGCGAUGCUCAGAUGAGGGAUGCUGAGGCUGAGGGCGAUGGCGAUGGCGAGUGGGACGCCGUAGCCAAGGGCAGAGAGAGGAGCGAUGAUGGGUUCGUAACGGAUCUGAGCGGCGACAGUGAGGACAACGACGACGAGGCAAGGCUGAAGUCUUCGGGCAAGGGCAAAGGAAGGGCGUAG